This is a messenger RNA of Callorhinchus milii (elephant shark), 2087 nucleotides long. It is a transcript of the gene pyroxd2, whose product is annotated as pyridine nucleotide-disulphide oxidoreductase domain 2. The coding region runs from base 81 to 1856 and encodes 591 amino acids. Gene Ontology annotation, molecular function: oxidoreductase activity. NCBI's taxonomy places the organism in Eukaryota, Metazoa, Chordata, Chondrichthyes, Chimaeriformes, Callorhinchidae. The transcript has 16 exons. The record is from RefSeq and is a predicted model, not a curated record.
ACAUUUUUCUCCCCUUGCUGUUGACGGGUAAAAUCAGACUGUGUUUUCCUCACCGCGAGAAGGAAAUUACCACCACAGGAAUGAUUCAAUCCUCCGCAAUCCGCAGGUCACAUCUGACUUCUGUUACAAAUGGUGUCAAGGUCUGGAGAAACCUGCCUUCAAAUGCCUCGUUCCACAGAUGCGGGAGGUCUAAUGCAGCUGCUCUGGGAUCUCAGUACGACGCUUUGAUUAUAGGAGGAGGACACAAUGGACUUGUAGCAGCCGCCUACCUACAGAGAUCUGGUGUGAAGACAGCUGUGCUGGAGCGUCGGCACUUGAUCGGUGGAGCCGCUGUCACUGAGGAGCUAAUCCCAGGUUUCAAAUUCUCGAGAGCCUCCUACGUGCUCAGUUUGCUGAGGCCGCGGAUUUACCAGGACCUGGAGCUGAAGAAGCAUGGGCUGAAGGUGCACCUGCGAGACCCCUCCUCCUUCACGCCGCUGCUAGAGGAUGGGGUGGGGGGUAAGCCCCCUCGCUCGCUCCUCCUCGGCACCAACACCAGUGAGAACCAGCGGCAGAUUAGCCAAUUCUCAGCCAAAGACGCCCAGACGUAUGACCAGUACGAGGCUGUGAUGAGCCACUUUGCGAGGGCUGUGGAGCCCCUGUUAGACGCGGUGCCUGUGGACAUCCCAUCACUGACCAGCCGCUCACUCAGACGCCGCCUUCAGACUCUGCGCACACUCAGACCACUGGUGCAGACAGGUCUGAGACUAGGGAAGCACAUUCCACAGUUCUAUGAGCUGUUGACAGCCCCAAUGGCAAAAAUCCUGGACCGCUGGUUUGAGUCGGAGCCGCUGAAAGCCACAUUAGCCACGGAUGCGGUGGUGGGGGCAAUGCUGAGCCCCCGGACUCCCGGCAGUGGGUAUGUGCUGCUUCACCAUGUGAUGGGGGAACUGGAGGGAGUGAAGGGGGUGUGGGGUUAUGUAGAAGGAGGAAUGGGGGCGCUGUCCAAAUCCAUCGCCAGUGCAGCCUCAUCCCACGGAGCAGCCAUCUUCACAGACAAGCCGGUCAGCCAGAUUGUGGUAGACAGCACUGGGGCAGCUAAUGGAGUGGUGCUGAAGGAUGGCACCGAGAUUAGGAGCAAAGUAGUCUUGUCCAAUGCCACCCCUCACGUGACUUUCCUCCAGCUGACUCCACAGCACUGUUUGCCAGAAGACUUCAUUAAGGACAUUUCAUCGAUUGACUACACUUCUCCGGUCACCAAAAUUAAUGUUGCCGUGGAUCGUUUGCCAAACUUCACGGCGUUGGCUGACAAGGGAGCCAACAUGGCAUGUUGCCUGUCAGGCACCAUCCAUCUGAACACCGAGGACAUGGCCUCUAUCCACCAGGCAUACCAGGAUGCCAGCGCAGGCCGGACUUCCCACAGACCGCUGAUUGAGAUGUGUAUCCCCUCGGUGCUGGACACCACCCUCGCCCCAACUGGCUGCCACAUCAUCUCCAUGUUCACACAGUACACCCCGUACUGGCUGCCGGGAGGAAAAGAGUGGGACGAUGAGGAGAGACAGGCUUAUGCUGACAGAGUGUUUGACUGCAUAGAGCAGUACGCUCCAGGCUUCAAGGCCUCUGUGGUUGGGCGAGACAUCUUGACACCCCCAGACCUGGAGAAGGUGUUUGGAUUGACUGGUGGGAACAUCUUCCACGGAGCAAUGUCACUGGAUCAGCUGUACUUUACUCGCCCGUCGCCCUCUCAUGCUGACUACCGCUCCCCCGUCAGAGGGCUCUACUUGUGUGGCAGUGGGGCUCAUCCAGGUGGAGGUGUGAUGGGGUCAGCGGGAUAUAACUCAGCUCUUGUCGUCUUGUCAGACCUGAAGAGGUCUUAAUCCCCUCCCCAUCCAUGCAGACGAGGAUAGCUCAGGCCACGCCGACAGCACAGAAUAUCCCAACCAAUGAUUCCAGAUAAGAACAAUUGCCCAGCGAUCAACCUUGGUGCUUUUCUCUCCUUGGAGCACAGCCAUUUAGCUGCCUCCAACGCAUGCCAUACAGAACUCUGUCAGUGUCCCCUUGGGUAGUGGUUAGUGCACUCACCUCGCAAGUGAGAGGAUCCGGGUUCA